AUGCAGCCACUAACCAGUAACAUCAUUAUUUUCUUAGCAGUGCAGUGCUCGCUGCUGGCCCUGGUACUGGUGGUUCGGUCAAACUUCUGCCUGGCAGCCCUCGUCCAGGUGAUGUACGAACGAGUGGAUCAGUACAAUGGUAGUGAAUAUAUCAUGUUUAAGAAUUUACGCAUCCGCAAGUACAACCGAACGAUUUCUGUAUUGGAUGGAGAGUUUGAGUUGUUUCAGGAUUUAGACGACAGUUACGCACUCUCGUUAGUACUGUCGUACAGCACCUUGGGCAAUAAUCAGUUCAUACGAUCACCGUUCCGAAUUCCGCAGCAACCAUUUUGCCAGUUUUUGAACACAACCUACAGAGAUUAUCGCGAGUUUUACCGCAAUACCACCAACUUCCCGGACGUAGGCACCUGCCCGAUGGCCGCUCAGCUGUACUUUAUCCGGAACAAGGUCCUAGACGUUAACUUGAUCAAUCCAGCCUUUCCGAAAGGACUUUGGCGGGCGGAUAUUUUGAUUUUUCACGACGGAGAAGACUAUCCUAUCGUAACGAUAGAGAUGUACAUUAAAGUCACUCACGAGGAUGUCUUUUAG
Anopheles aquasalis is the source of this 588-nucleotide messenger RNA. RefSeq lists its product as uncharacterized. The record is from RefSeq and is a predicted model, not a curated record. NCBI's taxonomy places the organism in Eukaryota, Metazoa, Arthropoda, Insecta, Diptera, Culicidae.